UAUUUUUUACGAAUUGAUUUUGUAGAGUUUUUAUACCAGUGGAUAGACUAGAUGGGAAAAACUAAACUUUGUGUAUUUAAAAUAUCACAGCAUAAGCAGGAUAAAUGAUUAAUAAUGGCUGUUCCUGGUAAAAAGGCAUCUCAAAAAUUCUCAUUUACACUAUCUCAAGGUGGUGCUGAAGAUUUUGACAUUUAUUGUGAAAUAUGUGACAGAGCUGAUAUCAGGCUUCCUACCUUUGGUUACUGUGUAGAUUGUGAGGAACACUUAUGCCAAUCUUGCUUCAACACUCACAAACUACCAAAACCACUACGCCAUCACCAACUUUUAGAUAAAGAUCACAUGCCACAACAACAAAAACUCCAUGGAUCAUCAAAAUCUACUUCCAAUCCACAGACUGGUAAUCUUACAAAGCCUUGUACUAAACACAGCAAGGAAGUGAUUAAAUUCUACUGUCAUGACCAUAAUGCUCUUAUAUGUAGUGUUUGUGUAACCCUUGAACACACACCAACAUCCUGUCAUGUUGAUUACAUACCCAAUAUAUCAGGACAGAUUAUAGGCAGCAUCGAGUUAAAACAAACUCUGAAAGAUAUUAAUGAAUUGAGAAACAAAUGCUCCCAGAUUACAAGUGGCCUGAAACAAAGAGUUGCUACAUCAACAACUUCUCUUAAAGAUGCUAUUGCAGAAAUUGACAAUUACAGAGAAGAGAUAAACAAGAGAUUAAAUGAACUAGAAAAUGCGGUUAAGUAUACUGCUACAACAAUCCAACAAGACAACAACAACAAGUUGAAAACAACAGAAACAACAUGUAAUGCUAUCAACAAAUCAUUUCAAGCAUCAGUUGAUACUCUGAAACAUCUCAAUUCAAACAAAAAAACUGACCAACUGUUUACUGAACUUAAGAUAGCUCAGCAACUGAUUCAAGAUAAUAGCAAUUUAAUAUCACAACUACAAACACUCAAUGACAUUGAUGAUUACAUCUUUAUACCAAAUAAAUGUAUCAAGAAAGUCCUUCAGGAUGAGAAUUCAUUAGGAACAUUGAGCAGUAAGAAGCUAAAGCAACCAGCUGAACCAAACAAUCAAGAUGCAGUAGCAAUGAAAUUGUCUACCCCUAGAAGCAUUUAUGCUAAAACAUCCUCAGAUGAAAAGAUUUGCUCGAUUUCUGGUAUAGCUGUUUCUCCUCAAAAUCAAUUAUUUGCAGCAGAUUCUGAAUCUAUUAAAAUGAUAAACAUCAAUAGUGGAGCUAUCAAACAUGUACACCUGAAAUCAGGACCCUGGGAUAUCACCAUGGUCACCAAAGAUUCACUUGCUGUUACAUUACCAGACAUUGAAACAAUACAGUUCAUUUCAUUCUCCCCAGACUCACUCUCACUGAAGAACAAACUGAAGGUAGAUGGACAGUGUUAUGGUAUCAGUCAUCAUCAGGGAAAACUUGCAGUAACAUUUAAAAAUCCUGCUAAACUACAAAUCAUGGAUUUGAAAGGUAAUGCUAAAAUUACAGUUGAUAAAGAUUCCAAUGGUGGCGAUAUAUUCAGUUAUCCUUGGUAUGUCACAACAAACAGUCAUUCAAUAUAUGUAUCUGACUAUGACAAACGUGUAGUUCUACGAUUCAACUGGCAGGGAGAGAUGAUAGGAUCAGUAGGAAUGAGAGGACCAAGUGGUAUAACACUGUUAGAUGAUGGGUCUUUUUUAGUGAAUAGUUACAAAAGUGAUUGUAUACAUAGAGUAAGUGGUGACUGUAAAGACAGUAAAACUAUACUGGAGGAUGUAGAAUAUCCUCAAGCUGCAUGUUGGUGUGCUGAAAAUAGUGCACUUUGUGUUAGUAGAAACAACUUUUACAGUGUUGACAGUGAUGACAAUUAUAUCAAAGUGUAUAAAAUGGUGUAAAUGCCAUGACAAGAUAUGGUACAACACUAACAAUGGGACAAGUAUACCAGAUCAUCAUUCAUUCAACUUAUUCAUCUUAUUAUAGAAAUUAUUGUAACAUUAUGAUUUCACAUAUAACUUAAGUUUUGUAGAUCUAUGGAUGUACAGAUGUUUUAUUUUUUACAAAAUAAAUAAGAUGUUUUAUUAAUAUAUCUGUUGUGAAAUUGUGGAAACAUAAAAGCAGAAUACAGUAAUGCAUAAUACAUAAUGCUUGACAAUAAAGUGCUCAAAAAACAUAACACUUAAAAUGUAGAUAUAAUAUAUCAAUUCUGCAACUUUGGAGACAAAACGAUUUUUAUUUUUCAUUUUUCAUCAUUUAACAGAAAAUGUAAAAGGUGAUGAUAUCCUUGAUUGAUCAAUUUUUAGAAUUUUAUGUGAUAUAAAAGAUAAUUUUAUUUUUAUUGGCAUAUUGAUACACAGCAGUGAAAUAAAAAAGCUGUUAUAUUAAUAUUGUGCAUGUGUAUACAAAGAAAAAUGUAGCAAAUGCACACAAAAAAAAAGAAAAAAGGAAAGAAAAAAAGGGAGAGAAAAUCAAAAUGGGAUUGCAGUAAGAGUUCUAUUUUUUUUUACCAAUCACCAUGUUUCAUUAUAAAAAUCAAUUCCUUGAAUAAUUUUGCUACAUAGAAGAAAAUUGGUGAUAAGAAAAAAUGGGACAGUAUGAUAUAAGAGCUAUGUUGUUUUUUCAUCUUUUUGUCUUGUAAAUCUCAUAAUCUAUAUAUAUCAUACUAUUACAUGUGACACUUUGUACAUUUUAUGCCAUACAAUGCUAAAUUUAACUAUUUUAAAGCAUAUUUCUAAAUGGAAUUUAAGUAUUAUGACUUUAAUCUUUUCAUUUGUUUCAUAACAUACAUGUAUAUAACUUUAAUCUAUAAGAUCCCAUACUGUAUAACAGUACAAUUUUCAAAGGAAAAUUUGAUUGAAUUUACUAUUUUCAUCACCAGAUCUCAUCCCAUUACUAAUAGCGUUUCGGCAAGAUUUUGAUUGAUAAUAUCAGGUAAUCAUCUGUGUGGAGUUUAAGUACCUUAUAAUAGCUGUAAUAAUUUUAUCUCUUAGUUUGACUACAAUUUUGCUGUUUAAAACACUUUCUAAUUUUUAAUAACAUACAUGUAUAUAGCAUGAAUCUGUAAGAUCCCGUAUUGUUUUGAUUAAAACCUUAAUAGCCUGUUUGUGAUGAUAUCCAUGCUACCAGUGCAGACCAAUAUCAGCUAGUCAGUUGUGCUAACUGUGUCAUCUGAUCAUGGUCUGCACUGUUUGCUAUUCAGUCA
Molecule: messenger RNA, 3188 nt
Organism: Ruditapes philippinarum (Manila clam)
Lineage: Eukaryota; Metazoa; Mollusca; Bivalvia; Venerida; Veneridae
Product: E3 ubiquitin-protein ligase TRIM71-like
Exons: 2
Coding region: 115-1884 (589 amino acids)
Molecular function (GO): zinc ion binding
Source: RefSeq, a predicted model, not a curated record